Messenger RNA from Nannospalax galili (Upper Galilee mountains blind mole rat), 3633 nucleotides. It is a transcript of the gene Pdk4, whose product is annotated as pyruvate dehydrogenase kinase 4. The transcript has 11 exons. The coding region runs from base 212 to 1447 and encodes 411 amino acids. The record is from RefSeq and is a predicted model, not a curated record. Gene Ontology annotation, molecular function: pyruvate dehydrogenase (acetyl-transferring) kinase activity. Lineage: Eukaryota; Metazoa; Chordata; Mammalia; Rodentia; Spalacidae. Gene Ontology annotation, cellular component: mitochondrion. Gene Ontology annotation, biological process: regulation of glucose metabolic process; protein phosphorylation.
AGGGCGGGGAGGCAGAUAAAAGGCAGCGGGAGGUGGGAGGGUGCUAGUGUCCACCACAGCACCUCCGAGUCACUAGCCUAGAGGACCCCGAGCUCACCGAGCAUCUGCUCCCGCCCGGCCGCGCGCUGCUCCCCGCUCCGCCCGGAUCUCGCCCCGCAGCCCUCUCGGUCCAGCAGGUCCCAGCCCCGGAUCAGCCUCGGUGGGCGUCAGGAUGAAGGCGGCCCGCUUCGUGCUGCGCAGUGCGAGCUCGCUGAGCAGCGGUCUGGUACCCAGGGAGGUCGAGCUGUUCUCCCGCUACAGCCCGUCCCCGUUGUCCAUAAAGCAGUUGCUGGACUUUGGUUCAGACAAUGCAUGUGAAAGAACUUCUUUUUCAUUUCUACGACAAGAAUUGCCUGUGAGGCUAGCCAAUAUCCUGAAAGAAAUUGACAUCCUCCCUGUCCCUUUAGUAAACACUUCCUCCGUACAGCUAGUUCGGAGCUGGUAUAUCCAGAGCCUGAUGGAUUUGGUGGAGUUCCAUGAGAAAAACCCAGAAGACCAAAAAGUUCUAUCAGACUUUGUAGAUACACUCAUUAAAGUUCGAAACAGACAUCACAAUGUGGUCCCUACUAUGGCACAAGGAAUCAUCGAGUAUAAAGAUUCCUGUACAGUUGACCCAGUCACCAAUCAAAAUCUCCAGUAUUUUUUGGACCGGUUUUACAUGAACCGCAUUUCUACACGGAUGCUGAUGAACCAGCACAUUCUUAUAUUCAGUGAUUCAAAGACAGGAAACCCAAGCCACAUUGGAAGCAUCGACCCAACGUGUGAUGUGGUAGCAGUGGUCCAAGAUGCCUUUGAGUGCUCAAAGAUGCUCUGUGAUCAGUAUUAUUUAACAGCUCCAGAGUUAAAGCUCACACAAGUAAAUGGGAAAUUUCCAGGCCAGCCAAUUCAUAUCGUGUAUGUUCCCUCCCACCUUCAUCAUAUGCUGUUCGAACUGUUCAAGAACGCCAUGAGGGCAACCGUUGAGCAUCAGGAAAAUUGCCCUUCCCUGACACCAAUUGAGGCAACUGUCGUCUUGGGAAAAGAAGACCUUACGAUCAAGAUUUCCGACCGAGGAGGCGGUGUUCCUCUAAGGAUUACUGACCGCCUCUUUAGUUACACUUACUCCACUGCGCCAACACCUGUGAUGGACAAUUCCCGGCAUGCUCCUUUGGCUGGUUUUGGUUAUGGCUUGCCAAUUUCUCGUCUCUAUGCCAAAUAUUUUCAAGGAGAUCUGAAUCUCUACUCUAUGUCAGGCUAUGGAACAGAUGCUAUCAUUUACUUAAAGGCUUUAUCUUCCGAGUCUGUAGAAAAACUCCCUGUCUUUAACAAGUCAGCCUUUAAACAUUAUCAGAUGAGUUCUGAAGCAGACGACUGGUGUAUCCCAAGCAAGGAACCAAAGAACCUGGCAAAGGAAAAAAUUGCUAUGUGAAAGAGGGACACAUGGAACACUUUACGGGAUCAAAGUGGGUCUAUGGCAGUGCUGCUUCUCAAAUGUGUGUGGACUUUUGUUUCCACAAACAAAGAAAUAAUAGCAACAGACGUGUGCAUAUCGUGAUCCAAGGAGUGACAGAGCUUGGUUCUGUGACCAGGGAGAAGAAAGGGUAGGACUCCAGUAGGCAGAAGGUGCCUGGUCCUUGAUUGAUAAUGCAAAGUAGCUCAUGAUUAUGCUAAAUCCUGAAAAGAAUCCAGCCUCCAUUUUACGUCUCUUUAUCAACAAGUACAAGAAAGACAGAUUGGCAGUUCCAAAGGGCUGAUAUUUAGAGCUCUUGUUGCCAUAUAAACGUAUUGCUAUUUAACAACUAUUAAUUAUUAAGACAUCAGCGUUUUCCUGCCAUGAAAAUGUUAGAGCUUAAUUUGCACUAUGUCAUUAGAAAUAUAUAUAAAUGUACAUUUCAUGUGUGUUUAUAUAUUCAAGAGAGGACAGAAUAGAGGAACGAGCCAGAACACUUGGCGUCCAGGCACUGGGGCUGUGUACAAACUCAGAAGACAGCCUAUCAGUUGAUGCAGCUCCAGUGUCAUGCUGCUUUCCCAUUUGGGCUGCACUCAAUAGUGCCUAGUCUUGGGUGAAUUGGUAAAUAUGCACUGAACACAGGAAGUCAGGGUUAGAGAGGGAGAAGAACUGUCAAAGUGACCCCAAAACUGUAUGUCGAAAAACCUAUGUUAGACAAAGAAAUCACAUAUUCAGAACCUAACUGGAAGGGAAGGACUAUUCUCUAACCAGAUGUGGUGAAAAAUACAAAGGCAUCCAUUUUCUAGGCUUUUUAAGGUAUAUUUUUGAUGUGUUUAAGUAUAUUCUCUACACUCCAACAUCAAAAUAUCUGUUUUUAAAAAAAAUAUUCUAGGGCUGGAGAGAUGGCUCAGUGGUUAAGAACACUAGUUGUUCUUGCAGAAGACCUGGGUUCGAAUCCCAGCACCCACAUGACAGCUAACAACUGUCCAUAACUCCAGUUCCAGGGGAUCUGAUGGCCUCCUCUGUCCUCUGUGGACAUUGCACGACAUCGGUGCACUUACCUACAUGCAGGCAAUACACUCAUACACAUAAAAUAAAAAUAAUAAAUAAAACAUUUUUUUAAAAAAUUCUAGUUGUCAAUUGGAUCAAGAACAUUAAAACUUAAAUCCUUCUUGGAGAAUAUUUUGUCUUUCUAUGGCAUAGCCUGGAAGUAAGAGGUUCUCUUGCCAGUUGAGAAUAUCAGAGACAGGGAUCCAGGGACUGUAAGCUGUGAUGCUCAUGGUAUGUGGGAGGAUGAAGGUGCAAUUUGCAGGUGGACAGGUCAUUCACGCAAACUACUCUUAGAAAACAAGGAAGGAAGGAAUGGAGAGAGGGAGGAAGCAGAAAGCAGGCACCUUUUCCCCAACAAGCUAUUCCAAGAAAUGAUCUGUUUUCCAUGGAUAAAUUAUUGGAAGGAUGAAUUGGUAUCUUUCAAGGCAGUAUGACUUCCUUAAAUAUGUCUCUCUUAUGCAACAAUGGGCUUUAUUAAAUAAUAAAUUCAUUGGUGUCAAAUAAAUCUUGAAACUGACAUGGAGAAAAAAAUUAGAAUUUUCAACAUUAAAAAAAAAAAGAUCAGUCCUGUGUAUUUGUUGAGUUUGAAGUUUGUUUUGAAUUUUGUGACGAUCUAGUGCUGUGAUCUUUGGUUGUGGCAACAGAAACCUCAACUAUUUGUUUUGGAGUUCAGAUUUUGUUGUCUUCAGAAGUCCUGGACAGUGACUUUGAUGACAGGACUUUGACUGUUGCUUUUACUGGUCACACUAAACUGUUAGCAAUAGUUUAUUUGUUGUAGCGAUUUUUCAUUGAAAUUUCAGCUAAAUAUUUGUGCAUGUAAAUAUUUGUGUUUACCAAAGAUCUAAAGCAGUUGAUUAAUUAACUCAAACACUGUGAACUAUAUUUAAAAUAAUAGAGAAAACAUGUUAGUGUUUCAAUUGCACCAACCGUGUAAAUUAAAUAGGAAUAAUCUUUCCUGUUAUUUAUGAAAACUUGAAGACUUUAGACUAUGAUAGAUAGAUACUGAAUGCUCAGGCCCACUUAAAUUAUUAAUGUAUGAGUUGUGUUUUUGUCUUUAGGUUAUGUGCAGAAAAAUAUGAGAACUUUUAUAAUAAAUAUUUUUAUUAUAAUAGUGA